AUGGGAGACAAAUUGGUCAAGGUCAAGAGACGAGGUGACGUUGAAGAUGGUUUCAUAACCGAGGUUCUCGCCGGCAUGAGAAGGAAAGCUUCGGUAAUCACCGCUCCAUUGAGACGGGAUCAUGAUGCCGUUCUUCCUCAACCUUGUAACCUCAUGAAUACCAAUAUUAAAGUUGUUGGAUCGAACUUGCUUGAUUUCAGUAAACCGAGGAAAGGAGGCAAAAAGAUUGGAGAAGCGUCGAAUGGAAGCUUCUGUGUAGUACCGAUAGCUAUGAGUCUUAAUGUUGCUAUUGAUGAGAGAUUGCUUAAAACUUUAAAAGGUCCACCAGUUGUAAACCUAGAUUCACCAUUGCUUGGUAAACGAAGGUCUUGGGUGCCGCCGCUGUUGUACGGAGAUGAGGAGGGACUUCGCGGUGGAGCGAGAAUCUCCGGUGAUGAUAGGGUCAUGGUUUGGAUAUCUUGGCUGAGAAGUGAGGCGAAAGAGGAGAACCAAAGGAACAUGGCCGUUCUGGGAAAGCUUCCGCAAGGGUGGUGCAUGUUGAGGAUGAGAGAUGGGAAACGCCGGACACCACCUUCUUCCUUUAUUAUUGAUUGA
This is a messenger RNA of Arabidopsis thaliana (thale cress), 594 nucleotides long. RefSeq lists its product as uncharacterized. The record is from RefSeq and is marked reviewed. Lineage: Eukaryota; Viridiplantae; Streptophyta; Magnoliopsida; Brassicales; Brassicaceae. The transcript has 5 exons. The coding region runs from base 1 to 594 and encodes 197 amino acids.